AUGAGCAUGACUGGCAUCCAGCGAGGUGUGUGGGGUCUACUGCUCUGGCCUUAUAUUCUUACUGUAAGCAUGCCACUAGACUGUAAAGAAGAGCCGGGCAGCUUUACUCGCUGCCCCUCCAUCUCACAAGAGAAACUUCUCGACAGAGUCAUCCAUCAUGCUGAGCUCAUCUACCGUGUCUCAGAAGAAGCUUGUUCCUUAUUUGAGGAGAUGUUCAUCCCACUCCCUCUGCGACUUCAGAGUAACCAGGCUGGCUAUGCAUGUAUCACCAAUGCAUUACCCAUCCCCAGCUCCAAAAGUGAAAUUCAACAGAUAUCCGAUACAUGGUUGCUCCACUCUGUGUUGAUGCUGGUUCAGUCAUGGAUUGAGCCCUUGGUCUACCUGCAAACAACACUGGAUCGCUAUGAUCAUGCUCCUGAAAUGCUGCUCAACAAGACAAAAUGGGUUUCUGAGAAGCUGGCCAGUCUGGAGCAAGGGGUGGUUGCCCUCAUUAAAAAGAUGCUGGAUGAGGGGACCUUUACCACAACCUACAGUGAACAAGGCCCAUUCCAGUAUGAUGUGCUGCCAGAUAUGCUGGAAUCUGUUAUGAGAGACUAUACCUUACUCAGCUGCUUCAAAAAGGAUGCUCAUAAGAUGGAGACUUUCCUCAAGCUUCUUAAGUGUCGUCAAGCUGACAACUACAACUGUGCAUAA
This is a messenger RNA of Archocentrus centrarchus (flier cichlid), 693 nucleotides long. It is a transcript of the gene smtla, whose product is annotated as somatolactin alpha. The coding region runs from base 1 to 693 and encodes 230 amino acids. Gene Ontology annotation, molecular function: growth hormone activity; growth hormone receptor binding. The record is from RefSeq and is a predicted model, not a curated record. The transcript is spliced from 5 exons. Gene Ontology annotation, biological process: animal organ development; positive regulation of growth; positive regulation of tyrosine phosphorylation of STAT protein. Gene Ontology annotation, cellular component: extracellular region. NCBI's taxonomy places the organism in Eukaryota, Metazoa, Chordata, Actinopteri, Cichliformes, Cichlidae.